AUGCACCCAAUACGGCACCUGACUCCUGACUGGCCCUCCCUCUCAGACCCCACCCCUCUCUCUUUCUUUUACUCCCUCUCUUUCUCUACUACGUUCUUCACCCUUUCCCUCUACGCUCCUCCUUACAGCUACCGGUUUAACCUCCCCCCCACGCCCCAUAUCCAAGGACGAUGGCAGGUCACUUUCAGCAGGCGGAUCUCUGCUUGUGGUCGAACAACGUUAGGGGCCUUAACGCUCCGGAACGGCGCUCACACCUUCUCCGCACCCUGUGGGCGGCACGCGCGUCUCUGGCAUUCGUCCAGGAAACUCACUUCCAGGGGCGAAAUGCACCGACGCUGCGAGACACCCGCUUCCCGACGGGAUACUUUGCCAACCACCCACAUGCCAAAAAGUCGGGGGUGGCAAUUCUCAUCGCCCGCACAGUGCCUUUCCAAAGCCAAGCUGAGCUGGCGGACCCAGAAGGCCGCUAUAUAUUCGUGAAAGGCACGAUUGCCGGACAUCUGUAUACCCUGGCAUGUGUCUAUGCACCCAAUACGGCACAGCACCACUUCCUGACACGCACCUUACAUGCCCUGGACCGCUUCAGAGAGGGCCUGCUGAUCCUGGCGGGGGAUCUUAACCUAGCCCUGGACCCACGGCUAGACACCUCCUUAGGAACUAGCUCACUACCGGCUUCCUACCAACGCAAGGCCCUGGUGGCCCUCAAGAACGCGGGGUUGGCGGAUUCGUGGCGAGUGGUUCACCCACAGAGGAGGGACUACUCCUACUACUCUACGGUCCACAGUCGCUACAGUCGGUUGGACUAUAUCUUCCUCCCCAUUGAAUGCCUCUCGCUCUUGCACUCCAGUGGGAUCCACACGGCAACCUGGUCGGACCAUGCUCCGGUCUGGACUAAGAUCGCCUCCCCGCUGUACAGGCCACGGGAGAGGCAGUGGCGGCUCAACGAGCAGGUCUUGGAGGAAUUGGAGGCGACAGUGGAGAUGGGUGACGCACUGCAGAAGUACUUUGAGGAGAACACCACCCCAGACGUGGAACCACCGAUGAUAUGGGAGGCUCAUAAAUGUAUGAUCCGUGGCCAUCUCAUACGUUAUUGUACCCAACGGAAGACGGCCCAAAGGCAAGCAGUCACGGACCUGGCACAACAAGUGGCAACCCUCGAAACUUUACAUAAAUCUACCCUCUCAGAGGAUACCUACAGAGAACUCCUGGAGGCGCGGAGAAACCUCAAGCAAUUGCUCUCGCAGGGCCUUCUCCGAACCAUUCGCAGAUCCCGACGACACUUCUAUGAAUACUCGGACAAAUGCGGGAGGCUCCUGGCCAGGCGCCUGCAAAGGGAACGGAGACUCACACACAUAACCAAGAUUCGGGACCAGACUGGCGUGCUCACUCAACGCCCAGACGGAAUAGCGACGGCCUUCCACCACUUCUACACGGACUUAUAUAACAUCCCAGAAACGCGAGGUGCAGCAGCCCGGAAGAGGCGUGAAACCGAUAUCGCGCACUACCUGGAACAACAUAUCUCACGGACUCUCACGGACGACCAAAGGGCUGACAUGGAGGAACCCAUUUCCCUGGAGGAACUCAAAUAUGCUCUUAAGAUCGCCAGAGCCCACAGGGCGCCAGGCCCUGACGGCCUCCCCGCGGCAUAUUAUAAAAAGUUUCAAGACAUCCUGCUGCCACACCUCCUGGGAACCCUGAAUCACCUACUAGAAGGCGGCCACCUCCCGAGAGAUACACUGGCUGCCACUAUCUCUCUUAUCCCAAAAGACGGAAAGGACCUGACGAACUGUUCUAGUUAUAGGCCGAUCUCCUUACUCAACUCUGACUUGAAACUGUUCACUAAAAUACUGGCCUUACGGGUGGGGCGCGUACUGCCGGACCUGGUGCACCCGGAUCAAGUGGGAUUCAUCCCAGGCAGGGAGGCACGCGACAACACCAUCAGGGCCCUCAACGUGAUCCACCUGGCGGGGAGCAGCCGGAGGGGGGUCCUCCUCCUCUCGACCGACGCCGAGAAGGCGUUCGAUCGGGUGGACUGGGGGUUCAUGCUGGCAACGCUCCGUACGAUGGGAUUCGGGCCCCAUAUGAUGACCUGGAUAGCUGCCCUUUAUACAACACAAACAGCCCGUAUGCGCAUCAAUGGGGCCCUAACACAGCCAUUCAACAUCCGUAACGGCACAAGACAGGGGUGCCCGCUGUCCCCCCUCCUGUUUGCCCUCUCCCUGGAACCAUUCCUGGGGGCGGUCAGACGGGAUGGGGGAAUCGCGGGCUUCGCCUAUAAAGGUCUGGAGCAGAGAGUCGCGGCAUACGCAGAUGAUCUCCUCUUCUUUCUGGCCAACCCACUCAUCUCUCUCCCGAACCUACUAGCAAGGUUCCGGGAGUACGGCCUGCUCUCCAACCUUAAACUCAAUGCUGAGAAGUCGGAAGCCUGCCCUUUAAACCUAACUACCGCAGACACGACUCACCUACGGACACAGUACCCAUUUAAGUGGUGUGCGGAUAAACUCAAAUACCUUGGCAUAUGGCUCACCGGAGACACGAAGCGCCUAUUCCAGGAGAAUUUUGUCCCCAUUCUCCGCACACUACAGCACGACAUGACGACUUGGGGCGGCCUGUGCAUUUCAUGGUUCGGGAGAAUCAAUGCCUUAAAACUAAACCUUCUUCCGCGGCUUCUUUACCUCUUCCAGACCGUUCCAAUUAUGAUACCCAGGACCUUCUUUCAGACGCUGAAUACGGCGAUGAUAAAAUUUGUGUGGAAGACGGGACGACCUAGGGUUAAUGGGGCGCUCCUGUCGCUGCCCAAGAGGAUGGGGGGCUUAGCCCUCCCUUCACUAGUCCAUUACUACAGGGCCACCCACCUGCUUCGGCUGGUGGACUGGCACACACUAAACUCAGACAAGCUAUGGAGGGAACUAGAGAACGUACAAGUGGAUCGAAGGCUGCCAGCCGCGAUAUGGACAGCGGACCCCCUAAAGGACCCUAGAAUGACCCACAACCCGUUUAUCAGGGCCACGACGCAGGUUUGGACUGCCACUCGCCUGAAGGACGGCCUCACUACAACGCCGGGUCCUCUGACCUCUAUUACCCAUAACCCAGAUAUCGCUGACGGACUACGACCGGGGGAUGUGUUGGGACUCGGGGACCCGGACUGGACGUACAUGAAACAGCUAUGCGCCGCAACGGGACUGAAAACACUGAGGGAACUGAUCCCAGACGGCACCAUCUCUCUAAUGACCAGGUUCCGCCAUCAUCAGAUUCAGCAUUUCUACCGAACCACGGUGGGCAAACAUUUAUUUCAUAGAGACCUAACCGCUUUUGAGCACAUGUGUGCGGCCAGGGAUCGACCACUGAAAGGAAUCACACGACUCUACACCCUACUGCUUACCGCCACACCACGCGCACCACCACGAUAUAUGUCCCGCUGGGAACAAGUGACAGACCAAACACUGACGGACCAACAAUGGGAGAAGAUCCACGUGCUAACACACCAAGGCACGCUCAGUUCAAAACUGCAGGAACUUAACUACAAGAUUAUGGUCAACUGGUAUAGAACCCCAGCGAAACUACAUUGCAUGAACCGAGAAACCCCUGACGUUUGCUGGAGGUGCGGAGCCAAGGGUGGGUCAGACUACCAUAUAUGGUGGUCGUGCCCUACAAUUCAGCAGUACUGGAAACAAAUUCAUUCUAAAAUUCAAAGCAUCGCGGACCCGGACCUACCGUUCCAGCCCUUGCCGAUGCUACUCCACCACACCACACGCCCUAUAGCUACAUACAAACGCUCCCUGACCAAACACCUACUAAAUGCGGCAAAAUCCCUCAUCCCCACCAAAUGGCGCGCGACGGAGUCACCGUCGAUGGAGCAAUGGAUGGAACGUGUGGAGGACAUCUACAGUAUGGAAUCCCUCUCGGCAUCGCUACACGGCACGGGAGACAAAUGUGCUAUCACCUGGCUCCCUUGGUGCACCUACAUAGCCCAGAGAGGAACCGCAGGAACGGCUGCCACUGGGUAGCGGAGAACCAGGGAAGCUCUAGAUCCGCCCCUCCAGUGAUCAUAUGAGAUACAGGAGUCCGCCUACCAGCCUACCCUCCCCCCCCCCCUCUUCCUCUCUUCUCUCUUCCUUUCCCACUGCACACCUUUCUCUUUCCCCCCAGUCAGGAGGUCAUUGGCAGGACUGUGAUGGUCAGGGGAUAGGGGGAACCCAUGGCCCGGACAGGUGGUCGGGGGUGGGGCCUGGGAGGGGGGGGACACUUUGGAGGUGGACAGCUCCUGGAGCCAAACCCUGGGUGGGGAAUACAGUCAGGUCCAACGGGGGGGACAGGCGGACAUCCCACACUGAGUACCCUGACCAACUCGACGAGCAUGCAACCAUAGCAAACUGGACGCGACGGACAGGGAGUUGA
Pelobates cultripes (western spadefoot toad) is the source of this 4398-nucleotide messenger RNA. The record is from the annotation of a GenBank genome assembly. Lineage: Eukaryota; Metazoa; Chordata; Amphibia; Anura; Pelobatidae.